Exophiala oligosperma is the source of this 1190-nucleotide messenger RNA. RefSeq lists its product as uncharacterized. The record is from RefSeq and is a predicted model, not a curated record. NCBI's taxonomy places the organism in Eukaryota, Fungi, Ascomycota, Eurotiomycetes, Chaetothyriales, Herpotrichiellaceae. Bases 88 to 1107 code for a protein of 339 amino acids. The transcript has a single exon.
CACGAAUCUCUCCAGCAAGACACAAAUAAUUAUCCGUCAAUAUCACUAACGACGUCUUCUUCCACUUUAUGUUGAACGCGUUCUACAAUGGCUCCCUCGAGGAUCUCACCAGAACCGACGGCACCGUCACAAUUACCAACGGGCCUUAGUCCCAAACAGAUUGCGACCUUUUGGCGGGAUGGCUAUCUGGUAAUACCCUCAUACCUCUCUCCAGAGACGUGCCAGAGUCUCCUCUCCAAGACACAAGAGCUCCUCACCGAGUUCCCACUGGCGGACCACCCCAUGACGCGGUUCACCACCGGCAAGGAUGAAAACGGCGACACGACCUCGAAACAGCACGUGGGGGACGACUACUUUUUGACCUCGGGGGACAAGGUGCGCUUCUUCUUCGAGGACGACGCGUUCGACCAAGAGACGGGCGAGUUGAUCAAGCCCAAAGAAAGGGCGAUCAACAAGAUCGGGCACAACCUGCAUGGGUUGGUGCCCGAGUUUGGCAACGUUUCACACGCGGGCAGCGUCGGUCGGCGCAACGCGGCCAUUGCGAGGGACCUGGGGUAUAAAGAUCCGAGAUUGCUCCAGAGCAUGGUGAUAUGCAAACAACCCGAGAUUGGGGGCGCCGUCAACCCACACCAGGACAGCACGUUCCUGUACACGAACCGCCCUUCGGCCGUUGGGUUCUGGAUCGCCCUGGAGGAUGCCACGGCAGAGAACGGAUGCCUGAGUUUUGCUCCCGGUAGCCAUCGCAGAGCGUCGAUAAAUGAAAGGUUUGUGCGAAACGAGGACGGCACGGGGACCACGUUUGUGCCUAUACCCAAAGAAGAGGAGCAGUGGCCCAGAGAUUUCGAGCACGCAGUAGACUCUACGGCGUCGUCUUCGUCGUCGGACGGGAACAACGAGGAAUACGUGCUGGGAGAAGUCAAGGCUGGAAGUCUGGUUUUGAUCCAUGGGAACAUCCUGCACAAGAGUAAAAAGAACACGAGUCGAAAGGGACGAAUAAUCUACACUUUUCAUCUGAUCGAGGGGGAGGAGCAUUAUGAUGAUCGGAAUUGGUUACAGGUACCAGGAGGCCCGAGCCAAUUUACCAAGUUGGACGGGACGACGGCGUAGACGUGACACACAUUUCCUGAUCGCAAAUGGCAUAAUCAACUUUUCUCGAGUACUCGUAGGGGAUUGCACACCGUACUUCAAAC